CCCACAAAUGUAAAGUAGUCACAAAUCGUUUUUAUGUUUAAGCAAUUUGUUUGGUAGAAAGGUCCUUAUUAUUGUUCACAAAACAGUGUUAAAACCGUUUUAAAAUAAAAAAAUAUACUUUGGAACUUAAAAUUCUGAUUACCAUUUUGAAUUAAAACUUAAAUAAAAAUAACCAUAAUGCCAUCUGUGGACAAUACAGAGGAAGUCUCUGCACCGCAGGUGCCUAAAACAGAGCUAGAAGAGUUGCAAAUAAAAGCUAAUAGUGUUGCUGAUGAUUCAUUGGAAAGUACACGUCGUAUGUUGGCGCUAUGUGAAGAGAGCAAGGAAGCAGGGAUUCGAACCCUUGUAGCUCUCGAUGAUCAGGGAG
Messenger RNA from Lucilia sericata (common green bottle fly), 367 nucleotides. Its product is annotated as synaptosomal-associated protein 25-like. The annotation marks the transcript as partial. NCBI's taxonomy places the organism in Eukaryota, Metazoa, Arthropoda, Insecta, Diptera, Calliphoridae. Gene Ontology annotation, molecular function: syntaxin binding; SNAP receptor activity. Gene Ontology annotation, biological process: exocytosis; synaptic vesicle priming; synaptic vesicle fusion to presynaptic active zone membrane. Gene Ontology annotation, cellular component: plasma membrane; SNARE complex. The transcript is spliced from 4 exons. The record is from RefSeq and is a predicted model, not a curated record.